Messenger RNA from Penicillium antarcticum, 2877 nucleotides. Its product is annotated as alanine--tRNA ligase. Bases 1 to 2877 code for a protein of 958 amino acids. Gene Ontology annotation, molecular function: ATP binding; alanine-tRNA ligase activity; nucleic acid binding. Gene Ontology annotation, cellular component: mitochondrion; cytoplasm. Gene Ontology annotation, biological process: tRNA modification; alanyl-tRNA aminoacylation. Lineage: Eukaryota; Fungi; Ascomycota; Eurotiomycetes; Eurotiales; Aspergillaceae. The transcript has 6 exons. The record is from RefSeq and is a predicted model, not a curated record.
AUGACUUCCGUUGGUUCUGAAUGGACCGCUUUGCGAGUCCGAGAAACCUUCUUGGAUUAUUUCAAGCAAAAUGGUCAUACCUUUGUACCUUCGUCCCCCGUCGCUCCUCUGUCGGAUCCGACUCUCCUGUUCACCAAUGCUGGUAUGAACCAGUUCAAGUCCAUCUUCCUGGGAACUGUUGACCCGUCGUCGGACUUUGGAAAGCUGAAGCGCGCCACCAACUCGCAAAAGUGUCUUCGUGCCGGUGGUAAACAUAAUGAUCUGGAUGAUGUGGGCAAGGACAGCUACCAUCAUACCUUCUUCGAAAUGCUCGGCAACUGGAGUUUCGGCGACUACUUCAAGAAAGAAGCAAUCACAUACUCCUGGACUCUUCUCACCAAGGUCUACGGACUGGACCCCGAUCGUCUCUAUGUCACUUACUUUGAGGGCAAUGAAGCGGGUGGAUUGGAACCCGAUCUUGAGGCCAAAGAUUUGUGGAAAUCCGUUGGUGUUCCCGAAUCCCACAUUCUUCCAGGCGAUAUGAAAGACAACUUCUGGGAAAUGGGUGAUCAAGGCCCUUGUGGGCCUUGCAGCGAAGUCCAUUACGAUCGGAUCGGCGGACGUAACGCUGCCCACCUUGUCAACGAAGACGACCCGAAUGUGCUCGAGAUCUGGAACAACGUGUUUAUCCAGUACAACCGCGAGGCUGACAGUUCCCUGCGAUCUCUUCCCAACAAACACGUUGACACUGGAAUGGGAUUCGAAAGACUGGUGUCGAUUCUCCAGGACAAAUCUUCCAACUAUGAUACAGAUGUUUUCACUCCCAUCUUCCAGGCCAUUCAAACUGUCACCGGAGCCCGCGAAUACCGCGGCAACUUUGGCGCUGACGACGCUGACGGUAUUGACACUGCCUACCGUGUUGUUGCUGACCACGUGCGAACCUUGAUGUUUGCCAUCUCGGAUGGUGUUAUCCCCAACAACGAGGGUCGUGGCUAUGUCAUUCGUCGUGUACUGCGUCGCGGAGCUCGUUAUGCCCGCAAGUACUUCCAGGUUGACAUUGGGAACUUCUUUGCCAAGCUGGUUCCGACCGUUGUGGAUCAGUUGGGUGAUAUGUUCCCUGAACUCAAGCGUAAGCAACAGGAUGUCAUUGAAAUUCUGGACGAAGAAGAGUUGUCAUUUGCCAAAACCUUGGACCGGGGUGAGCGUCAAUUUGAACAAUAUGCCCAGCAGGCCAAGGUCAAGGGCACCGACAAACUCCAUGGUGCCGAUGUUUGGCGACUGUAUGAUACCUUCGGAUUCCCUGUUGACCUGACUCGGAUCAUGGCCGAGGAGCGUAGCCUUUGUAUCGAUGAUGUCGAGUUUGAACAAGCCCGCUUGAAGGCCAAGGAGGCUAGCAAGGGCCAAAAGAAGGCGGCCGAAACCACCGUCAAGCUCGAUGUCCACGAUCUAGGAAAGCUGGAUAAGAUGAAUGACGUCUCAAAGACUGAUGACUCUGCCAAAUUUGGCCGAGGCAAUAUUACUGCUCAUGUCAAGGCCAUCUACCAUGCCAAAGGUUUCUUUGACAACACUGACAGUGUCCCGGAGGGCGCGCAGCUUGGUGUUAUUCUCGAUUGCACAAAUUUCUACGCCGAGCAGGGCGGCCAGGAAAAUGACACUGGUAAAAUCAUCAUUGAUGGACAAGCGGAGCUUGAGGUUGGUGAUGUGCAGUCCUAUGCCGGAUAUGUUCUCCACACUGGCUUUAUGAAAUACGGAUCAUUCGCCGUUGGCGAUUCUGUUAUUUGCGAAUACGAUGAGCUCAGACGCUGGCCCAUCCGAAACAACCACACCGGCACCCAUAUUCUGAACUUUGCUUUGAAGGAGAUUCUAGGCGACGGCGUGGACCAGAAGGGCUCCCUUGUGGCCGCUGAAAAGCUUCGCUUCGACUUCUCUCACAAGAGCGCAAUUUCCGACGUCGAGCUUGAGAAAAUUGAGGCAAAGGCGACUGAAUACAUUCGACAGAAUUGCUCUGUCUACUCCAAAGAAGUCCCUCUCGCCACUGCCCAGGAAAUCUCCGGUGUCAGAGCCGUGUUCGGCGAGACCUACCCCGAUCCUGUUCGUGUUGUCUCUGUUGGUGUGGAAUUGGAAGAAAUUCUACAGAACGUCAAGGAUCCUCGCUGGCAGGAAGUCAGCAUUGAAUUCUGUGGUGGAACCCAUGUUCAGAAAACGGGUGAUAUCAAGGAUUUGAUCAUUCUGGAAGAAAGCGGUAUCGCCAAGGGCAUUCGCCGAAUUAUUGCCGUCACUGGAGAAGAGGCCCAUGAGGUGCAGCGAGUUGCCCAGGACUUUGGAAAGCGCCUUGAACGGUUGAACGCAUUGCCACUGGGUGCCGAGAAGGAGCGGGAGGCCAAGCAGGUUCAGGUCGACCUCAACCAACUUACAAUUUCCGCCGUGGAGAAGGCCAAGUUCAGAGAGCGCUUUGCCAAGAUCAAUAAGCAGGUUCUUGAUGGCCAAAAGGCCCAACAAAAGCUGGAGUCUAAGAAGGCAGUUGACACCAUCACUUCCUACUUUGAAGCCCCAGAAAACAAAGACAAGUCGUGGCUCGUCGUCCAGCUUCCAAUUUCGGCCAACGCAAAGGCUGUGAGCGAGUCUCUCAACCAUGUCAAGUCGAAACUGCAAGGGAAGAGUGUUUAUCUUUUGGCGGCAGACUCUGAGCAAGGUCGGGUCUCGCACGGCUGUUAUAUUUCCCAGGAACUGAGCACCCAAGGUGCUUCGGCAAGCGACUGGGCGGCCGUUGUCUCUGGUGCCGUGGGAGGAAAGGCUGGUGGAAAGGGUCCUACUUCUAUUGGAAACGGUACAAACUCUGACAAGGUUGAGGAAGCUAUUUCACUGGCUUCGGAUUAUCUGAGCAAGUUCAAGCUCUAG